CUUCAGUUGAUAUCCAGACGGUGUGAUAUCACAGCUGAUUGUCUAGUUCAUCUUUUUGCUUCACUCGUAGCUGUGUGACUAGAAAACUGUGACUGCCGUUUGAUAAUAUGCAUAGCGAAGCAAACGAAAAGACAGUCGUUUUCGAAAUAUCAUUACCUGAUGACGAGGGCUGCCAUGAAUGCUCUUAUCUCGAGCUUUUCCAACAACACUUGGAAUCUGUAAAUAAUCGAAAACGUGAGGAUGACCCUUUCGCAUCCAAAGAAGAUGCAGAAGAAAAGAGGCUUUCUGACCUCGCUAAGGCACUCGAGCGAAAAUAUGGGACUAUGGUUACUAUGAAGAAUAGUGGAAAGCAGAAGCGAGUUCGUAUAGAUGACUUUUUGGAUCCAGGAGAUGGAUACGACACCCAAGAUUCGUUUAUCGAUGACUCCGAGGCUGUAUGAUCUCGUUUAAUUUUGUUUUUAGUGAAAUAUGUAGAUUGAUGUAUUUGUGGCUCCAAAUAUUUCUACUAAGUUUGGAGGAUAUUUUGUACAUCAAGGCACUGUUGAAGGACUUGAAGAUCAGAGUGCAAAAAUCGAAGCUCCUUGGAAUGCAAGGAUAUUGGUUUGUGUAAAUGAAACUGAUCCCAUUAUCCGAUAGACAAAUACCAAUUCAUCUCAGAAUAUUAUGAGAAAGAAAAACAAAUCCAAAGAGCUUUUGGAUAAGGCUGUCAAACGCUUAUCAACUCCCAGUGCUUUCAAGCCUAAAUUGUUUUUAUCGGAGUCGCGAAACCAAAUGCGUAAUUUAGACUCAGUAUUUGACGAGGUUUUGUCCACACCAACAGCAUUUGAACAGGAGAGUAACACAAAAGUUAUUGAGAAUUGUGAAAAACCAAGUGGUCAAAAUGAUCAUGACCCCUCCGCAGUCACAGCAAAGUUAUGCGAAACUGGAAAACCAAAAGCUCUUCCUGAAAAUUUACCACCAGAUAUAGUAACAUGCUUGAACAACCUAACAGAGAUCAACAAAAAUGGGACACAUCAACGUCGUACGCUAGGAAAACCGUUCGAUACGGAAUUAUUAAAAUUGGAUACAAAAUUGAAGGAAUUAAUGGUGAAUCAGUCUGUGAGGUCAGAUGUAUUCAGCUACUUAGAAAGCCACUUACAAUUGAAGCGCAAAGCUGUGAUGCGUAGACUUAAACGAUUGAAGGAAGAUAAUCAAGAACAGAGAAUGAACCCACUCUUGGACGCUCUCGGUGAAGCUAUUUCAUCGUCAAUGCCUCCAAUUAUUGAAAGUUAUACAAGAGAUAAAGAAGUUCACUUAGAACGUAUUAAAGCUUGGCAAACAGAAAAUUUGCAAAGUGGCUCAGAUUUAACUGAUAAUCAAGGUGUUAAUAACUUAAGCGACGUCAACUUAUCGAAACGACCUCCAAAACCUGGACCUCCUAAGAAAAUCUAUCGAUGGAAUUCUGAAUGCAGGUAAAUU
Molecule: messenger RNA, 1458 nt
Organism: Schistosoma turkestanicum
Lineage: Eukaryota; Metazoa; Platyhelminthes; Trematoda; Strigeidida; Schistosomatidae
Source: the annotation of a GenBank genome assembly